UCUGCAAAACCACUUGCUCCCCUCCCCCAUUGCGAUUUGCGAGAGAACGCACCGAGGCUUCAAGAUUUGUAGCUUCCACUGCUCUACGCGACUCACCAGUGGAGAGGGGAGAGAGAUGGCGACGGAGCUGACGGCGUCGCAGCUGCGGGCGUACGACGGGAGCGACCCGUCCAAGCCGAUCUACGUCUCCAUCCGGGGGAAGAUCUACGACGUCACCUCCGGCCGCAGCUUCUACGGGCCCGGCGGCUCCUACGCCGUCUUCGCCGGCCGCGAGGCCAGCCGCGCGCUCGGUAAGAUGUCCAAGGACGAGGCCGACGUCUCCGGCGACCUCUCCGGCCUCACCGACAAGGAGCUCGGCGUCCUCGCCGACUGGGAGACCAAGUUCCAGGCCAAGUACCCCGUCGUCGCCCGCCUCACCGACGCCGCCUGAAACCCCCUCAAAUCAACCCCUCGCCGCCCCCGCCGCCGCCUUAGAUUAUUGUAUCCUCUUUGUGCUCUACUGCGUAAUUCCACCCGUAAUUCCAUCUGUACCCUAUUACUCCUCCCCUGCAUACACUGGUGUCAGGGUCUUGCUUGAUUAGCUACCCAAUAAUCUGAAUAAGAGAUCUGGGUGUGAUUUAAAGUAAUCGAGCUGUCUGAUGA
This is a messenger RNA of Oryza brachyantha (malo sina), 642 nucleotides long. RefSeq names its product probable steroid-binding protein 3. The transcript has a single exon. Gene Ontology annotation, cellular component: membrane; endomembrane system. NCBI's taxonomy places the organism in Eukaryota, Viridiplantae, Streptophyta, Magnoliopsida, Poales, Poaceae. The coding region runs from base 116 to 430 and encodes 104 amino acids. The record is from RefSeq and is a predicted model, not a curated record.